GUGCAACAGACCCCCUACGGUAACUUGUCAAUGCCGGAAUGGGAACCAGAGCUCCAGAGAGCGGCGAUCGCAGACUCCAUGGGGACUCACCCAGUUUGGAUGAGCAGCCUCCUGUCUGCGGAGGAGAGCCUCGCGGUUCGCACAUGUCCCGAGACGGAGAUGGCUGUCUCGGAAACGGUGGCGGCGUUGAGGAGAGCGACGGGGAUGGGGAGGGGGACGACGACGAUGACGGUGACCACGGUGAAGUAACCCCAGCAUCAGUCGAUGCGGGAACCGCUCAGAAGAAGCGCAAACGGCGCAACAAGAAGAAGUCGAAGAAAACCAAGGCAAACCUGCUCGCUCAGCAAUCGUCGCCGCCCAGAGUCCCCUUGACCACCCUCUUCCCGUGUGGCAGCUACCCUCAGGGCGAAGUGCAGAGCUACCAGGAUACGGCGCGGAUAUCAGCCGCUGAAACUCGAUACAACAGCCGGCGCCACUGGGAAGAUGAAACCUUCCUCAACAACUAUCGCAAGGCUGCCGAAGUGCACCGUCAGACCAGACGAUGGGUCCAGGAAACCGCCAGGCCCGGCCAGAGUCUCCAGGACAUUGCUCAGGGUAUUGAAGACAGUGUCAGAGCGCUGCUGGACAAUGCCGGCCUGGAACCCGGAGACGGUCUCAAGUCCGGCAUGGGGUUCCCCACCGGUCUCUGUCUCAACCACCAGGUCGCCCACUACACGCCGAACCCCGGCCAGAAGACGGUCGUGCUAGAGCAGCAGGACGUCUUGACCGUCGACUUUGGUGUCCACGUCAACGGCUGGAUUCUCGACAGCGCCUUCACCAUGGCCUUCGACCCCACCUACGAUAACCUCUUGGCCGCGGUAAAGGAUGCUACCAACACUGGUGUCAAGACUGCCGGUAUCGACGUGCGCAUCAGCGAUGUUAGCGCUGCCAUCCAGGAAGUCAUGGAGAGCUAUGAGGUUGAAAUUCGGGGCAAGACGUACCGCGUCAAGCCCGUCCGGAACCUCAGCGGCCAUAACAUCAAGCAGUACCGCAUCCAUGGUGGCAAGUCCAUCCCCUUCGUCAAGACCCGCGACCAGACCAAGAUGGAAGAGGGCGAGGUAUUUGCCAUUGAGACGUUCGGGACCACCGGACGUGGCUACAUCGUGGACGAUGUUGGCGUGUAUGGUUACGGCCUCAAUCAUGAUGCGCCCCUUCGUGUGCCCGUGCCUCUCUCUUCUGCCAAAGGUCUGCACAAGACCAUCAGAGAGAACUUCGGCACGCUGGUCUUCUGUCGCCGUUAUCUCGAACGCCUUGGUGUCGAUAAGUACCUGGCUGGCAUGAACUGUUUGGUCCAACAGGGAGUUGUGGAAGAAUAUGUUCCUUUGAUGGACGUUAAGGGAUCUUACUCGGCACAGUUCGAACAUACCUUCCUCCUCCGCCAGACACACAAGGAAAUUUUGAGUCGUGGGGAUGACUACUAAUCAGGUGCGCUGGUAUGAGGUUUAGAGCUUGGUGUUGUUUUUAUGCUCUGUCACUUGGCCCCUUGGUGCUGGUUUUUUGUCCCUAUCAGGGUUGUUUUUCCAGCAACUGUGACGCGAAUGCGAAGGGGUCUCGCAUAUAACAAAAUUCGAUGCUCAGGUUUUGCUUGUCCAUUGGAACCGUCCUACCCAUGACCUUGCGUCCGCAAUUCUCGCACUUGGCUGCGAAUUGGAGAUGGGGCAUACUUUCCCAUAACGUAACACCCAUGACUCAAUCACCAUCUUGCCGGGGCCUUCAGCUUCAUGGUAUCAACCUUAGUUGCUCUGGAAUGGAAACGUCGCCCCCGCCGGACAGAUAAAAGGGGGAAAACUGGUGGUAUUGGCCAUGAAAGCAGGUACAGGGAGUGGAAAUCUAUAAACGCCAUGUGCUGGAAAAUAAGUAUC
Messenger RNA from Parathielavia appendiculata, 1901 nucleotides. Its product is annotated as peptidase M24A, methionine aminopeptidase. The transcript is spliced from 6 exons. The record is from RefSeq and is a predicted model, not a curated record. Gene Ontology annotation, molecular function: metalloaminopeptidase activity. Gene Ontology annotation, biological process: proteolysis. Bases 39 to 1460 code for a protein of 473 amino acids. Gene Ontology annotation, cellular component: cytoplasm. NCBI's taxonomy places the organism in Eukaryota, Fungi, Ascomycota, Sordariomycetes, Sordariales, Chaetomiaceae.